Messenger RNA from Ictalurus furcatus (blue catfish), 2404 nucleotides. RefSeq names its product tripartite motif-containing protein 16-like. Gene Ontology annotation, molecular function: zinc ion binding; protein binding. The record is from RefSeq and is a predicted model, not a curated record. The transcript has 6 exons. Bases 698 to 2359 code for a protein of 553 amino acids. Lineage: Eukaryota; Metazoa; Chordata; Actinopteri; Siluriformes; Ictaluridae.
AUAUGCUUGAGGAAAAAUGCUCAACAGCACCCAGGACCUCAGAUUGGAGUACAUUUUUACCUUCCAACAUGGCAAUGACCCAAAACACAACCAAUACAAUGUGCUGAUAUACAGUAAGUGUGUGAAUGUUCUUGAGUGGUCUAGCCAGAGCCUGGAUAUGAAUCCAAAUGAACAUCUCUGGUGAGACCUGAAAACAGCAGUACAGCGACACUCCCAAACCCACAUGACAGAUGUGGAAAGGCAUGGCAGACAGCAAACAGAGAAGAUCCUUUAAUCCAGGUGUACCAAGCUUGUAGCAUCACACCUACAAAAACAUAAUGUACUGAGUAAAGGGUCUGAAUACUGAAAAUGUAAUAUUUCAGUGAUUAUGUAAAACUACAUUCAAAUACACAACAAAAUCAAAUCAGAUUUCAAUGAAUUGGUCAGUUUAAAUCAGAAAGAAUCUCCCGCUGUAAGGCUACACUUUUCCUUAAAAGCCUAAACUCUCUCUUUAAAGCCACACCCACUCUGUCUGUCUGCCCAUUCUCUCACGCCCACUCUGCCUGUCGCUCUAUAACACACACAGAACUAGGAAGUUAAUUUCAGAGAAAACGAAACUUAGAAAACUUUGAGCCUCUCUCUCUCUCUCUCUCUCUCUCUCUCUCUCUCUCUCUCUGUGUGUGUGUGUGUGUGUGUGUGUGUGUGUGAGUGCACUAAAAUGGCAGAAGCCAGUAUUUCAGUAGAUCAAGAUCAGUUCAGCUGUCCAGUGUGUCUGAAUCUCCUGAAGGAUCCUGUAACUACUCCCUGUGGACACAGUUACUGUAAGGUGUGUAUUAAUGGCUGCUGGGAUCAGGAGGAUCUGAAGGGCGUCUACAGCUGUCCCCAGUGUAGAGAGACUUUCACUCCAAGGCCUGUUCUACGCAGGAACAACAUGCUGGCUGAAGUGGUGGAGAAACUGAAGGAGACUGAACUCCAAGCUUCUGCUCACUGUUACGCUGGACCUGGAGAUGUGGAGUGUGAUUCCUGCAUUGGGAGAAAACGUAAAGCCAUUCAUUUCUGUCUGGUGUGUCUGGCCUCCUAUUGUGAAGAUCAUCUUAAACCUCACUCUCAGGCUCCUGCCUUUAAGAAGCACAAGUUAGUUGAACCCUGUGCAGAGCUCCAGGAGAAGAUCUGCUCUCAGCACGACAAACUGAUCGAGAUCUACUGUCGUACUGACCAAAGCUUCAUCUGUUACUUGUGUACGAUUAAUGAACAUAAAGGUCAUGAUACGGUUGCAGCUAAAACAGAAAGAACUGAAAAACAGAAUGAGGUAAAGGAGAAGCAGAUGAAAUCCCAGCAGAGGAUCCAGGAGAAGCAGGAGAAGGUUCAGGAGCUGAAACAGACUGUGGGCACUAUUAAGUUGCAUUCACAGGCAGCAGUAGAUGAGAGUGAGAAGAUCUUUACUGAGCUGAUCAGCUCCAUGGAGAAAAAGCGCUCGGAGGUGAAGGAGCUGAUCAGAGCUCAGGAGAAAGCUGAACUGAGUCGAGCUGAACGACUCCUGAAUCAACUGGAGCAGGAGAUUGCUGAUAUUACGAGGAGAGUCACUGAGCUGGAGCAGCUUUCACACACACACGAUCACAUCCACUUCCUCCAGUGUUUCCUGUCUCUCUGUGUUUCUCCUGGAUCUGAGGACUCAUCCAGCUUCACUGUCAAUCAGCAUCUCUCAUUUGCUGGAGUGAGGAAAUCUCUCUCAGAUCUGAAAAAACGAGUUGAGGAAAUCUGUGAGGAGGAAUUCAACAAAAUCCUUCCACAAGCUGCAGCAGUUCAGAUGAUUUUACCCUCAGAACCAAAGAGUGGAGAAGAUUUUCUGCAGUAUUUCUGUUAUCUGACUCUGGAUCCCAACACAGUACAUCAUCAACUCAUUCUGUCUGAGAAGAACAGAGCGGUGACACACAGCAGGACAGAUCAGCCAUACUCUGAUCAACCGGAGAGAUUUGACACCUGGUCUCAGGUGUUGUGUAAGGAGAGUGUGUGUGGACGCUGUUACUGGGAGGUGGAGUGGAGCAAUUUUGUGUCCAUAUCAGUCUCAUAUAAAGAGAUCAGCAGGAAAGGGCAGGGUUAUGAGUGUUUGUUUGGAUACAACAGUCAGUCCUGGAGUCUGCAGUGUUCUUCUUCUUCUGUCUGUUUCUUUCACAAUAAAAUUAACACUGUGCUCCGAGUUCCAGCGUCCUCCAGAAUAGGAGUGUAUGUGGAUCACAGUGCAGGAACUCUGUCCUUCUACAGCGUCUCUGACACGAUGAAGCUCCUCCACAGAGUCCACACCACAUUCUCUCAGCCUCUAUACGCUGGGUUCUGUAUGUGGCGUUAUGAUUCGACUGUGAGGUUCUGUGAUCUGAAAUGAAAUGUUGGUAAAAGUUUUUAGUAAAAUUAUAACUGAGGUGUUAGA